GACAGCUAAUUUUUAUAUGUCAACUUUAAAGUUUAAGCAAAUUAGGACACUGAAGUAGGUAGUAGACUAAAAAAAUAUUUUAACGAAACAGAAUUUUAAAUUCUUACAGUAAUAUUAAUACGAUGUGUGUAAUUGUGUCGUUAUUUAGAUAUAAACAAUAGUUCAUAGUCAAUUAAAUUAUUUUACUAAAGUCGAAUCAGAUGUGUUUAUAAAUAUGCUAUCGAGAUUCCAUCAUUAUCAUGGCUCGAAUAUUAUAUUGUUCGAAGAAAAUACAGUUGCCUACAGAAAAGCUAGUUUUGCACACGGCUUGACUUUUAGUGAAAAACCCCUUCUACCUGGUGAAAUAUUUCUAGUAGAAAUUGAAAAAACCGAAAGAGGAUGGAGUGGUCAUAUGCGGCUCGGGUUAACACUUCUUGAGCCACAAGCAGCGGCUCUGGGUGACAAAGGAUUGCCUCAGUAUGCGCUACCAGAUCUCGCUAACAAUGGUAUGUCAUGGAUAUUCCCGAUUUCGAAAUCACAAAACAAUGUACUUGUCGAACUUGUUAACCAAGUAUCUCCAGGGCGAUGGGAAAACGAGCCGCGGGUUUCGGUCCUAGGCGAUGGUCAUGUAGUAAAAACGCCACGUGGUUACAUAUCUAAGAUGAUUUUAAAGCCACAGACUGUCUCACAGAAUGGAACACCCCAAGGUAUUUUACCUAUGGACGCUGGCAGCCGUAUUGGAGUAAUGUUUGUUCCUUGUCCUAAACUUAAUAAAAAUGACCAAGACUUAGCUGAAAUGCACUUUAUAAUUAAUGGUGAAGAUCAAGGCCCUUGUACUAAAUCGAUACCCUACACAAGAGGUCUUUUACAUGCAGUCGUUGAUGUCUAUGGUACAACAAAACAAGUGAAGAUUGUACAACUUUAUGGAGUGAAAUCUCUUCAGAUUAUUUGCAGGGAUGCAAUACUGCAGAAUGUGAAAAAUGGUUCGGUGAAAUCUUUACCCUUACCUAAAAGCCUAAAAGACUUUUUGUUAUCAUAAUACUGCAGUUAUAAACAUACUGCAUGACAAUAAUGGCAUAUGGCAAAACUGCAAUGUCUGCAAUUGUCUGAAGCACCACUACAGGUGGCACAAUUUGCAUACAGAUGAUAAUUCUGUUACAAAUUGAAGUUUCUCAUUGUGUUAGCAGAAGAUUAGUUGCGGAAGGUCUUACCAGGGUUUUUUAAUGUGGAAAUAAGUUCAAAAUAUUCUAUAAAUAAGCAGAAGAAUGCUUACAAAAGAAUGAGUUUUAUGUUUAUUAAAGACAAAAAAAUGCAAAGAAUAUUACUUUUGUUCUACUUAUCAAUGGUUUAACCUUUAAAAACCCUGCUUUAAGAUUGUUUUAGUGAUGAAAAGCCUGAACUAAGAAAUGAACGCUCGAACCAAUAUAAUAUAUGUAAAGUUUAUUUGUAAACCUUCACUGAAACAUGUAAAUAAAAAGAUGUCAGUAUA
Molecule: messenger RNA, 1468 nt
Organism: Bombyx mori (domestic silkworm)
Lineage: Eukaryota; Metazoa; Arthropoda; Insecta; Lepidoptera; Bombycidae
Product: neuralized-like protein 2
Exons: 2
Coding region: 215-1018 (267 amino acids)
Biological process (GO): intracellular signal transduction
Molecular function (GO): ubiquitin protein ligase activity
Source: RefSeq, a predicted model, not a curated record